AAAUUAGUAUAUCAUUUUUAUCAAUUUAUAAAGUAGUAUGAACAAAUAUUACAUAUCGUGUCUACAGAUUAGUAUUUAAAGGCAAGCUCGAAGUAAUUCGCGUCAGUUGCUUUGAUGAAAGUGUUCGCAAACACAUCAUUUCGUGCAGUAUAAUUUCUUCUUCAUCUUUCGUUAUAUUUAGUUAAAAUCUCCGAACAAUUAUUGUUUCAUGAUAUUUAUAUAAUUUUCUUUAACACUGUAAUCAAUAUGACAAAAGAAAUUGAUUGGACAUCAGCCGAUAAUAUUUUCAAAACAUUUGAUUUAAACAAAGACAGUAUAAUCGAUGAAAAAAAAUUUUUUCUUUUAUGCAAGGAACUUUACGAUGAAAAAGAAGUCAAUGAAAAUGAAUGGAGAGUUAAAGAAAUGUUCAAGAUAUUUAGCUUGAAUGAUCAGAAAGGAUUAGAAAUAUCAAAAUGGAUAAGAUGCUUUACAAAAUGGAUUAAAAAAAAACCUGUAAAUGUAUUAAUAGUAGUCGAUGUACAAAACGACUUUAUUGAUGGAAAUUUAGCAUUACCUAAUCGAACGGGUUACGAAGUAAUAAAACCAAUUAAUCGUUUGUUGAAACAAGCUCGUUGGGACCAAGUUAUUUAUUCAUUCGAUUGGCAUCCUGAGAACCACAUUAGUUUUUACGACAAUCUUGCUAAACGAAAACUUCAUCCGUCAUCUAAAAUUACAAAAGAAAAAGCUAAGCCAUUUAAUACCGUUACUUUUUUAAAACCGCACAUAGAACAAAUACUUUGGCCAAAACAUUGUGUAAUGAACUCAUGGGGCGCAAAAUUAAAUAAUGAUCUAUAUAUAUUACCAAACUCUAUACAAAUAUAUAAGGGCCAAGAUCCAGAUAGCGAUGCUUACUCGAUUUUCACAAAAGAAAAUCAGGAAAUAAUUUUAUCGAAAAUCAAAGCCACAGAUUUGUACAUUUGUGGAUUGGCCUCAGACGUUUGCGUGAAAGAAACAUGUCUCGAGGGAUUGAAACUGGGCUAUAAUGUCAUUAUGAUCGAGGAUAGCUGCCGCGGUAUCGAUAAGAACAAAACAGAAGAAGCUAAAAAAUUAAUUAUGGAAAACGGUGGUUUGGUGACAAAUAGUAAUCACGUUUUGUCUCUUGUAAACGAAGGAAAACGAAGUUUGAUUCUUGAUCAUCACGCUUCGAACAAGCCUUCUGUAAAAACUUGUAUUUCCAUUGAUGACAAAAACGCAUUAGUGAACUAAUCUGUUCUUCAUAAUCAUAGAUAGAAACGAUGUUAAUUCUAACGAAACGGUUCUUUUAAUCUUAGCUCUUGUCAUAUUCUUUAAAUCAAGUAUUAGUAGUUUAAUAAUUUUUCAAAGUAUUCUUCCAAAAUAAAUCCAUUUUUUUUUUAAAUAAAUAUUUUUUAUUAAAUAAUAGCUAUAUAUAUAUGUAAUGGCAGCAGAUUUACUGGCAGAAAAUGGAGGCGAUAUAUUUUUAAUUUAAUACUUGAUAUAAUAAUUUACAUAAUUUUUAUUUUAUAAUUUUUAUUUCUGUAUUUGCGGUAAUCAAAUUCUGACUUCAUCAAUUACAUAAAGAGUUAAAUCUAAAAAUUUUAGAACCCCAUUAAAAAAACAUUUUAGAACUCUUGAAGACUAAAUUCACCAAUGUCUAUAUCUUUCAGGAUAUCUAAAUUAAAUGAAUAAAAUGUUAUUAAAAACUUAAUGCAUGGAAUUCAAACGCAUUCGUAACGAUAUUGUAUACCGAUUAACGAAAUUGAAUACACGACACGCGAUAUAUAAAAAAGAAAUUUUUGGAAAUCGAAUGUGUAUUGUAUUUCAUAUAAAUAAUAAAACAAUUCUAGAG
Vespa mandarinia (Asian giant hornet) is the source of this 1846-nucleotide messenger RNA. RefSeq lists its product as uncharacterized. Lineage: Eukaryota; Metazoa; Arthropoda; Insecta; Hymenoptera; Vespidae. The record is from RefSeq and is a predicted model, not a curated record. Gene Ontology annotation, molecular function: calcium ion binding.